Melanaphis sacchari is the source of this 744-nucleotide messenger RNA. RefSeq names its product protein FAM200A-like. The coding region runs from base 1 to 744 and encodes 247 amino acids. NCBI's taxonomy places the organism in Eukaryota, Metazoa, Arthropoda, Insecta, Hemiptera, Aphididae. The record is from RefSeq and is a predicted model, not a curated record. The transcript is spliced from 3 exons.
AUGUUGAGAACCAAAAAAAAGAACGUAAAUAUCAAGAUCAGUAUAUACAAUUUGGAUUUACUUUUAUUGAAGAAAAAGGUAAACAUCGUCCUAAGUUCAAAAAAAACUUAUACAGUUUCACAAAAAGCUUUAGUUGCAUCAUUCGAGGUUUCAUUCUUAAUAGCAAAAACAAAAAAACUGCAUUCGAUUGGCGAAUCUCUUGUCUUGCCAGCUGCUAUAAAAAUUGUAACGGCUAUGCACGGUGAGGCAUAUGCAAAUGAUUUAAAAUCAAUUCCAUUAUCUGAUAAUAAUAAAGAAGACAUUUUAGAAGACUUUUUAUUAUGUCAAACUUUAAAUGGCAGGACCACUGGUAACGACAUAUUUACCCUUAUUAAUGAAUUUUUUGAAAAUAAUGAAAUUUCGUGGUCAAUGUGUAAGGCCAUUUGUACAGAUGGUGCAGCAGCACUUACUGGAUCAAAGAAAGGUUUUAAAGCUAAAGUUAACGAAAUUUCAUCAAGUAUACUAUUUACUCAUUGUAUGAUUCAUAGGGAAGCUUUAGCAUCUAAAAAACUUGAACCAUUUGUCAACGAAGUACUACAAGAUGCUAUACGUGUAAUUAACUUUAUAAAAUCAAAAUCAUUAAAUUCUAGAAUAUUUACGAUACUAUGUAAUGAAAUGGGAUCUGAUCAUACAAAACUACUACUUCAUACUGAAGUUAGGUGGUUAUCCCGUGGUAAAAUAUUAUUAAGAAUUGUUGAGCUUUAA